AUGAAAUAUUUCUUUUCAUAUCUUUUAUGUACCUUGACUCUCUUCUUUCCACACCGAAUAUUCAGCGGUACAACAAGAAUCAAUCGUAACACAAACAUCGAUGAAUUCAUUAAUAAAUUUCUCCAGUCCGACAAAUUCGAUGAACUCGCCAACAAAAUAGCCGAGAAAGCAGUUGAAAAAAUGAAAAAUUUACAAGACUUCAACUUACGUAAAAAGAAAAAAGCGAAGGACAGUUUGAAUUAUCGCGUUUCUGAAGAGAAAAACGAUUCAGUUAAAGACGAUAUUAUAACAUCAAAACUAAAAGAUAACAUGGUAGCGUUAGUUAGUCAUGCACCGUCCCCUUUUGGUAAUUUAAGUCUAAAAUACAAACAUUUUUUGAAAAAGAAAUCUAAUGGAAGUGAAGCUGAACAAAAAUCUGCUAAAGAAAUAAAACCCAACGAAAAAACUAUAACGAAUAUUUCAAACAAAAAGAAAAAAUUAAAGGGAGAAGAAAAUAAAGAAAAUAGAGACGAAUAUAUGUCUUCCUCAAUAGAAUCACAGAGUUUGAAAGACAACAGUGUCAAUAAGAACGCAACUAAAGCUGAACCAGAAUUAGAUAAAGAAAUCAAUUCAGAUUCAUCAGAAACAGAAGACGAUAAUAACCGUGAUAGCUCACAGGCAGUAGCUAGUAAAAGCUCUCUUGAAACUUAUUACAAAAGUGUUAGAUUAAAUAACAAUACUUCAAUGCCUGUCAAUGCUUCCAAUGAUAAAAAUAUAGGUGAAUCUUCAGAAGACACAAACAAAACGGAUGUGUCAAGAAAUGAAACGGACGAUGACGGAACAUCGGUAAAAAAGAGCGCCGUGGCUUCAAAUAAAAAUAACACACAAUCAAAGCGGACUCUUCGCAAGGAAAAUGGUAGAAUAUACGUUCUAGAAUCUUCUUCGGAAUAUGACGAAUACCGGGAGAAGAUCUACGAUACUGUUUUGUUAUAA
Parnassius mnemosyne (clouded apollo) is the source of this 972-nucleotide messenger RNA. The record is from the annotation of a GenBank genome assembly. NCBI's taxonomy places the organism in Eukaryota, Metazoa, Arthropoda, Insecta, Lepidoptera, Papilionidae.